AUGUCUUUAAGUGAAACAUAUUUAUUAGCUUCUAAAGUUAGAAGUAAAUUAACCAAAGAUGCAGCCAAUGCUAAAAUAUCAUUAAGAAAUUUAGUUACCCAAGCUAAUAUGUUAGAUAAUUUAAUGGAUCACAUACAAAUUGAAAAUGAAAAGAGAUUAACUAAUUUGAAUAAAGUUAAAUUCGAUUUAUCAUCAAAGAAACCUGAAAGAUCAAAUUUAUCAUAUGUUACUCAAGUUAAUGAAUAUGAAAUUGAUGAAGAAAGUGAAAGUGAUGAAGAUGAUGAUUAUUAUUACUCAUCUGAAGAAGAAGAUAGUGACUAUGAUGCUGAUGAAGAAAUUGAAAUGCCAUCCUUCAAAUUAUCAACAAUUGAAGAAGUUGAUGAUGAAAAUUUACCAGAAUUAACUAUUAGUUCUGAUGAAGAUAGUGAUGAAGAGAUUUUAAUAACACCUAAUCACUCAUUAUUCAAAAAUACUAAUAAAAAAUUAAGCCAUCCUAUAAUACCAAUAACGGAGAUUUAUAAUUAG
This is a messenger RNA of Yamadazyma jaroonii, 525 nucleotides long. Lineage: Eukaryota; Fungi; Ascomycota; Pichiomycetes; Serinales; Debaryomycetaceae. The record is from the annotation of a GenBank genome assembly.